Messenger RNA from Coregonus clupeaformis (lake whitefish), 1926 nucleotides. RefSeq names its product zinc finger protein 260. The record is from RefSeq and is a predicted model, not a curated record. The transcript is spliced from 2 exons. NCBI's taxonomy places the organism in Eukaryota, Metazoa, Chordata, Actinopteri, Salmoniformes, Salmonidae. Bases 131 to 976 code for a protein of 281 amino acids.
UGCACCUAACGUGCAUAAAGCGCUCGAGACUGCCAUGAAAGUUGCCUAGUUUGCUGUCGUUUGUGCAAUUUCAUCUGACACCUUUAUAGUGUUAAACGUUAUUUUCUGGUGUUGAGUGGAGUAGGUAGACAUGGCUGACCAAGAAACUGGGCCCAUUGGGUUGGGCAAGAGGGCUGCAGCAGGUGCUGCAGUUUUCAAAGUGCGUGAGGCUGCAAUGGCUAUUCUUCAAACAGAAUCUACUGGUAACCUGAAAGUACAAAAACGGAGUGUCCCAUCGACUCCUUUCAUCGUACCAGAACCUUCCCUAAGGCCCCCCACUCUGCUAUUGCCACCUUCGCACCACGAUAACCCAGUUGGAGGUUUUACCUGUGAGGUGUGCGGCCAGAACUUCUUCUCUUUUCCUCAGAUGGUGAGACACAAACAGUUCCACGACGAAGAAAGGCCCUUUCCCUGUGGUGUGUGUGGGAAACGUUUCCUGAGCCGCAGCCAUUACACUGAGCACCAGCGGGUUCACACUGGGGAGCGCCCCUUUCCCUGCGACCAGUGUGAGCGCUCGUUCACCACACACCACAACCUAAAGCGUCACCACACCAUCCAUGCCAAAGAGGAGGCAUACCGCUGCCGGAAGUGUGGUGUGCUCUUCUGCCAGCGCCACGAGUACCCCAGCGGCAUACCUCGACCCGACCUCGAGCCUCGACCUGGGUUCGAGUCCAUGUCCAUGAUGCAACCCACACCUCCUAUUCAGGUCACACUCACACCCAAGCAGAUUAAGAAGCUUAACAACAACAAGAAGAAGAAAAGCCAUGAUCUCUCAACCAAACAUGAUCAUUCUAAGAAGAAGAAAAAGAGGAGAGUCAAGCAUCCAGGCCCAGCAGAGAAAGUACAUUCUGUGCCUCAAGAGGAACUUUGGCCUGUGUUGUUAACUAGAGGAGAAAAAUUGCAAAAAGUUGCUUAUGACAUUGAGGUUAUUCUUUGAUCCCACAUGAUGAUGAAACAAAUGGGAUAAUCAGUUAGAUCAUGAUAAGAAAGAAAAAAAGAUGAAUGUUGUUCUGUUUCUUAUAAUAAUAAGUGCGUCUCCACCCAUGUGGACGUACUGUUUCAUAAAAGGAGUUAUACCUCAAAACACUUGUCUUGCAUCACAUCAUGAUUUUGGUAUUUAUUCCUUAAUUGAGUUCGAGAAAAUAGGAACUUUCUCUCCACCAGUGAUAAUGAUUAGAAAAUAUUCUGUCAAGCAUUUAAAAUGGUUAACAGUCCUCUGAAAUGUUAUGGUUUUACCUUUGAGAUCGUGACCAUUGUUUUUGUAUUACUUUAGUAUAUAUAUUUUUCAGUUGUUAUGAUUGAUUAAUUCAAUUAUAUUUGAUCCAUUGCGAAGAAAGGGCUAAUUAGACUGUGUCCAUACAUUAUGAAAUGACUUGCUGUUAAACCAGCUUACUCUUCUGAUGGUACACAUUCAAAACUAAUUUCCAUAUCAAAUCAUGUUCAUCCGCUUUUUAGAUUACGAUCAUAGAGGCCUGUAGGGUUUCUUGCUUGGCCUCAACCAUUAAAUCGUCCAGAAAUUGCCCUCACCAAUGUAUGUACGUGUAAAUAAUCAUGAUACAUUUUUUUGUUGAUUAUUAAUUACUAAAUGUACCUGACAUAGGAAUAUCUGUAGUCUGUGUUAAGGGAAUAAUGCUGUUAAAUUGGGGUAACUAGUAAAGUUCCAGAGUCUGAAUGUCAAACUGCUAUGAAAUGUAUAUAUUGUCUCAGAUUGAAUUCUGCAUAACUACCUCAGGCUGUAGAUUGUAAAUGUGUAUUUUUUUAAUUGAUAAUGGGUACUAACUUCUUGCCUUUGUCUUGACUGUUGACACUUUCCAGAUACACUAUAUAUACAAAAGUAUGUGGACACCCCUUCAAAUUAGUGGAUUUGUCUAUUUCAGCCACACCGUU